Molecule: messenger RNA, 5189 nt
Organism: Polypterus senegalus (gray bichir)
Lineage: Eukaryota; Metazoa; Chordata; Cladistia; Polypteriformes; Polypteridae
Product: DNA-binding protein RFX7-like
Exons: 9
Coding region: 353-4726 (1457 amino acids)
Biological process (GO): regulation of transcription by RNA polymerase II
Molecular function (GO): RNA polymerase II cis-regulatory region sequence-specific DNA binding; DNA-binding transcription factor activity, RNA polymerase II-specific
Source: RefSeq, a predicted model, not a curated record
AGUAGCGACGGCGGUGACCGUUCGAGUAGCUUUCGGCUGCAGCGAAAUCUGGCAAGAAGCGUGGCUCCUUUAAUAUACGGAGAAGAAAAGAAAAAAAAAAUCAUAAACAUCGAUUUGGCAAAAACGAAUUCAAAAGGAAACACGUACAAACUGAAAAUUAGCACCCGUGCAGCCAUGGUCUAUAAACAUUUACGAAGGCUACUAUAUGGUUGAAGCGAUACCAAUAACAAGCUGCUCCGCUCCGUGAUGUGCCAUUGUCGGGGAAGAGCUACUCACUCGAGGUCCAGGCUGAGGCCUACUUAUUAAAGAUCUCCUCCUUUUCAUCCCCUCCUGAGUCUCAUCAUCAUUCACGAUGGCCGAGGAUCCGCAACAACCUGAUCAGCAACAUCAGAAGGCGAGUUCGGGUACAGGGGCGCUGCCAGCCCUUGUUCCGGGGUUGCAAGGGGCAGAGGCCACCGCUUUGCAGCACAAAAUCAAAAACUCCAUCUGCAAAACUGCACAAUCAAAAGUGGAGAGCAUAUUGCAAGACAUUGAAAAGUUUUCAGAUAUUGAAAAGCUCUACCUCUACCUCAGGCUGCCUUCUGGUCCCAGCAGUGGUAAUGAGAAAAAUGAUCAGGGGUCCAUGUCGUCCAGUCGUACCCAGCAGAUGUAUGCAUUUAAUUGGAUUCGAAAUCAUCUGGAGGAGCAUCCAGAAACUUCUCUUCCAAAGCAAGAGGUCUAUGAUGAAUACAAGAGUUAUUGUGACAAUCUCGGCUACCAUCCGUUAAGUGCGGCUGACUUUGGAAAGAUCAUGAAGAAUGUCUUUCCGAACAUGAAGGCACGUCGUCUGGGCAUGAGAGGCAAAUCAAAGUAUUGCUACAGUGGCCUGAGGAAGAAGGCUUUUGUGCACAUGCCUUCAUUACCUAACUUGGACUUUCAUAAAACGGGAGAUGGGUCUGAUGGGAUGGAGUCACCAGGGCAGCUACAAAGUGCAGAUGAAGAAGUCAGGUCGGCAGCCUGUGGGUUAGUGUGUGAGUGGGCGCACAAAGUGCUCAGCAGGCAGUUUGACUCGGUCGAGGACCUUGCACGCUUCCUUCUCAACAGCCAUUACAUUGGUACCAAAUCUGUGGCAGCUCUCACUGUAAUGGCUGGAUCCCACACAGGGAUGAAAACGCCAACGCAAGCCUCAGCAUUUGUUCCUACAGCAGAAACCAACACGUUCCAGCCACAAGUUAAGACUUUGCCGUCGCCCUCAAUCGAUGCCAAGCAGCAGCUACAGCGCAAAAUUCAGAAGAAGCAGCAAGAGCAGAAACUGCACUCUCCGCUGCCAGGCGAGCCCCAGAAUAGGCGAGCAGAAGUGUCAACACCUGGAGGUGUCCCAAGUAUCCCCAGCAGGAGCCCUGCACUCCUCUCACCUCAGCCCACAAUUGGCAUUGUGGUGGCAGCUGUCCCCAGUCCCAUCACGGUGCAAAGAAACACCCAGCUGGUAACCUCACCCAGUCCAGUCAGCACACCUGAAGGAAAAGUUGUUCCUGUAAACUUUCAAGUAGUUGCUCAGCACAUGCAGUCUGUGAAGCAGCCACCUCGGACUCCUCAAAACAUCCCAGCCAGCCCAGUUGGAGAUCGUUCAGCUCGGCAUCGUUACGCCCAGAUCCUUCCGAAACCAUCUGCUACCAGCGCUCUCACUCUUCGGUCUCCUACCACAGUGCUCAUCACCAACAGUCCUAUUAAAACUGUUAUGCCCACUUCGCAUGUGAGUUCAGUAAACGUGGUAAAAAUGACAGCAAUAUCAUUAGCCCCCAGCAACAGCGGAGCUGCACUUAGACCUGCCUCUGCUGGCAACAAUGGAGCAGGGGCAAGUGAGGAGUCCAGGGCAGGCCCACAUCUCAAAAACGGUUCCGGUGUCUCUCUUCAGUCUCCGGCAGCAAGGUCUAACAAUGAGGCCACCACACCUACUAUCGAAAUUAAAAUGGAGCCCGAAGCCAUAACUGACGACAACCAAACCCUCAGCACAGACGGCCUGGUCUUAACUCAGGAGGCACCAAACAAUCAAAAGGAUACCAACGAGAUGUGCUUGAAACCAACGGCUGUAGAUCCUGCUGUGCAGGCCAGGGGUUCUGAAGAAGACAGUGAGGUCAGAGUAGAAGGGACGAGGACCAAAUGUGAUGCAAAGUCCCUUUUGAACAACACUGUGGCAUCCUCUGCUGAGAGCAAUAAUCAUGCAAGCACUUUCUUUGUUGCAAUUUCAAACCAGAACACCAGCAUGACAUCAGCAUCGAAUUGCAAUGCAGCUGAUUCGCCGAAGGAAGCCAGUUCUGUUCCCAAGUGCCCUAGAAAGCGCUCUACAGGCUCUGCCUCCGAGUCUCAAGCACCACCUGUGAAAAAAGUGGUCAUUAGCCAGCAGUCUGUCGGAUGCCUGGAAGGAUCAAAGGCAGCAGUCACUGCAACGGUGAAGAAGAUGGCCAAGGCCAAACCUGAAUGUGUACCAGCAGCUGCAAUCGGGAAGGUGACUGUGAAGCUCAAUUCCUUGGUUGCAACGAGAAUCUUGGCUCACCCGCUUUCUGAAAUUCAACCAACGCACGUAAGUGAUUUUCAGAGAGUCAUAAGACCUUCAUCUGCACACGAUGUUGGCAUGAAACAAGAGGGAAGCCCAUCAUCCAUUGUGGAUACCAGCAUAACCCCAGGGGGCAGCUCUGAUCAGACGUUACUUCAGCAUAUUGCCAUUAAUCCUCCUCUGGUCCCCUCUGAUUCUGACAUGCUUGAAAGUGCCGAUGUAAACAGUCUGCAGAAAUCUGUGUGGGAACAUCUUGAAGGGAUGCAGCCGCAAGAGUACACCCAGCUCAUAACUCAGGCUACAGAAAUCGAACAGCUCCAGGGCUCUGCUCAGUUAUCUCUGCAUCCCGACAUGGCCGAGUUCUCUGGAUCACAGCCAAAUGAAAGCCUUUUUCCGUUUGAUGAUGAGAUUACCCAAGACAGUAUUGUGGACGAGUUAGUAUUAAUGGAGGAGCAAAUGAAAAUGAACAAUAACUCUCAGUCUUAUGGCAGUUGCUUGGGGAUGUCACUGCAGGGUCAGUCGGCAGUACCCCAAGGAGGACUGAUGUCUUCGCAGCAAGCAGGAACUUCUUUCUAUCACUCGGGUCACAGCAGCAGCACUCCAAUCCACACGCCUACUCCUAAUAUGACACCUACACCCACUCCCACUCAAACACCCACUUCAGAAAUGAUGGGUGGAGGCCAAGGCUUAUCCCGGGAGAGUCCCUGUUCAAGGAUGGCUCCAACAACUCCAGUUGACAGCGCUCUAGGGAGUAGUCGGCAAACGCCAAUUGGCACACCUCACUCCAAUUGCAGCAGUAGUGUUCCCCCAAGUCCUGUGGACUGCAGGAAUCCUUUUGCUUUCACACCUAUAAAUUCAAGCAUCAACGCUUACCAUGAUGCUAGUAUUGUGUCAAGCAGCCCCGUUAAGCCAAUGCAGAGGCCUAUGGCCACGCAUCCUGAUAAGGCCAAGUUGGAGUGGAUGAACAAUGGGUACAAUAGUGUAGGAAGCUCCGCCAUUUCGAACAACCCCAUUGGAAUUCUCCCCAGCUAUCAGGAUUUGGUUGACGAUCACUUCAGAAAGCCACACGCCUUCGCCAUACCAGGACAAUCCUAUCAGGUCCAGCCAAAGCAUCAGGAUGCACAUUUUAGUCGCUUGACCUCAAUUUCCCCAGUUCAGCAGCAAGUAGCAUCUAUGGCAAACACCAAAGAGGAAGGGUUUGCAGUUCCAGCCCCCUUGGACAUCAAAGGGACAAACACUUCCUCCGCCAGCAGCAGUUUUCGCUGUCGCAGCGUAAGCCCAGCUGUGCGUCAACGGAAUCUGAGUGGCAGCACGGUCUACCCAGUCGCUAAUCUCCCACGGACCAGCGUCAACCCCUUCAAUACUCCUGUGACUCCAGAAGUCCUUAAUAUCUUCAACAGCAGUCAAACAGAUGGGAGCGCUAGCAACAUGGCCCAGCGGAGUCAGUCAGUCCCAUUAAAUGUGAUGAUGCAGACAGCCGUACCUUCGAUUCCCAAACAGAAUAACAGCAAGAAAAUCACUAACGUCUUGUUGAGCAAGAUGGACUCUGACAACGAUGAUGCUGUUCGUGGUUUAGGCAUUAAUAAUCUGCCUUCCAAUUACACUGCUCGGAUGAAUCUUACCCAGAUUUUGGAAACCACACCCAGCUUUGCUAACGCCAGCCACCAAACCAUGAUGAGCCCCAGCCCUUCAGUCUAUGAAUUUCAGAAGCCAGGUUACCUCAUGAAAAAUAACCGAAAUGAACAUGUGAAUUUUUCUUCUGGGGAAAUACAAGCACAAUCAGAUAUUGGGGAGGAACAGGAGCAGCAGGUGCAACCACAGACGCAGCAACAGGCAAGUGAACAAGAGCUAGACUUCAACAACACUGUCAAGGACCUCCUAGGAGACGACAGCCUUAACCCGAGCUCACAGCUUGUGAGCCAGGUGGUGUCGGAGGUCGGUGCUGCUGCAUCUGAUUUUUCCAGUGAUAUCAGGUUAUCCUCGGAGCUUUCAAGCAGCAUCAGUGAUCUGAACACUUUAGAUACCAAUCUACUGUUUGACCCCAGUCGUCAGCAGGGACAGUUUGAAGACUCGACACUGGAGGAGUUAAAGAAUGAUCCAUUUUUCCAACAGAUAUGCAGUGAGUCUGUGAACUCCACAGGGUUUGACUGGCUGGAGAGCAAGGACCAGGCUACUGUGGAAAUGUUGGGUUAAUUGUUUUUUUUCUUCUUCUUUUUGUACUUAUCUAUGUGAAAGAUGUAUAGCACACUGUAUCAGAAUCUGGACGCAUCACAUUUGUCCAGUGAGAAGUGCCAUCCUAAACAGAAAAAAACAAAAUGUGCUUGGAGGAAUAUUUUAGGAAAGAUUUACUGCAUUCCAGUGCAUUAAUUUGGAAAGAAACAACAGUAAAAUAUAGAAGUAAUAAGAAUGCAAGGAGCGCGUUUGUUAAUGCUGUCCACAGGCACAGGGCUCGCUGUUCUCCUUUAGGGUGGAUUUUAUCACUUUGGCACAUUGCCUGCAGGUAAUGAUGAUGAUGAUGAUGAUGGUAAUGAUGAUGAUGAUGGUGACGUUCUUACCAUGUAUCCAAUAUAGCGUCUGUGUGUGUGCAUAUAUGUAUGGAUGUAUGUAGGGCUGUGUGUGUGUAUUUAGAUAGAUACACAAACACAUGGACUGUCUA